ACAGCAUCGAGGAUCUUCGAAAAGGACUCCACGAGAUCAGUACUGACAUUUGUGAACGGUUAUCCGGGCAUAUCUUGACGGGUACAACACGAGAUGAUGUCCCUUUGUACGACACACGUCUUGUUAUACGUACGGUUGAAAAACCUUGGGCGGGGGAUCUCUCUGAGGAAGAAAUUGAGGACUGUUAACUUCGUCGCGCCAUACUUCGGAAAAGGGACCUUGGAUACAGUUAUACAGAAAGAAAGAGAAACGGAAAAACCGCAAACGUUACAAUGGAAGAAUAAGUUACGAAUACUUUACCAAAUAUGCCGGGCCAUUGAAUAUCUUCAUCAGCCACCAAAAUGUGAAAGAAAACCUGUUUCCCACGGCAACAUUUGCAUGCAAAACGUUCUAUUGGAUGAGCAGAAUAAUGCCCGAUUGUUAUUUUUAUCACCCAAAUCGGUCGAAGGAGGAGUUGAGGAGGAACAGUUUCAAAAGGACAAAAACAAAGAUGUUCAAGCCUUCAAAGAAAUGGUACAGGAAGCCCUUCAACAAAAUAGGAAGAAAGCCGCAUCAGAUGUUCUUGCACAUAUACAAAGGGCUGAUACGAUGACAGACUUAAAAAAAGAAUUGCAGUCGGGUCUUAGAGGAGAGGAUAUCAACUGGUGGACACCAUCGCAAGACGAUGGAAAAAAGGAGGAAAUGUGUGAGAUUUGCUGCGUAAACAAGCCUGAGAAGACUUUCGCCAAGCUAACACAUGAUCGAUUCUGUGUUUCCAAAAUACAUAUAUGCGUUGGUUGUUUGUGGAACUGGCGAUACAAUCCAGUCAAGUGCCACUCGUGUGAUGAAGACAAAAUACGGUCCCCGGUCGGUGAUCGUUGGGGUGCCAUUUUCAUAGCGGGCACAGAUAAGAAGGAGGACAUAACAAAACGUUUUGAAGACGAUAUAGAAAAGCUGAAAGAUAGAGUCAUUACAAAAGCAAUUUUGAUGGGUGUAAAGGACAAUGUAUUCACAGUGAAGAAAUCUACUACAACGUACGGUGAACAAUUGGAGAAAGCGUUCAGCAAGAUUGAUACUCCAUAGAUCACCACCAUCGUAUUAGUUUAUUCGGGUCAUCAUGGGGAUAAAGGAUUUCAAUUAGACGCCCAUACGCUGAAAGACAGUGAGCUUGAACAGAAAUUCAAUUGUCUUAAACAUGUGACAAAAGUAAUUGUAUUUCUAGAUUGCUGUCAUCCAAAGAUGCUUAAUCUGGGCAAAAAAGCGGUAUUACAGUUUAAUGCCGUAACAAGCAAACAAAAAGCUAUCUGUGGCCCAACAGGUAGCCAGUUUGUAAAUGACAUUGUCAAAGUAUUGACAA
Molecule: messenger RNA, 1336 nt
Organism: Mya arenaria
Lineage: Eukaryota; Metazoa; Mollusca; Bivalvia; Myida; Myidae
Exons: 10
Coding region: 94-1062 (322 amino acids)
Biological process (GO): protein phosphorylation
Cellular component (GO): plasma membrane
Molecular function (GO): protein kinase activity
Source: RefSeq, a predicted model, not a curated record